Messenger RNA from Gongylonema pulchrum, 207 nucleotides. Lineage: Eukaryota; Metazoa; Nematoda; Chromadorea; Rhabditida; Gongylonematidae. The record is from the annotation of a GenBank genome assembly.
AUGCCAGUUUUACAGGGACUGGAUUGGAAUCAACCACACACCGACGUCGAUAGUGUCUUGGAUGGCAUCGAAACACUGCAUUAUAUUUUGGCGGCAGAUGUUUUCUAUGACAUUACAGUUUUCAAGUCGAUCGUGCAAACCAUCGCUUUGCUACUCCGGAGAUUCCAGAAAGCCAUUUGCAUUUUUGCUUACGAGGAGAGGGAGUAA